GGUUCAGGACAAAUAUGGCUGGAUGACGUAGCGUGUAAAGGGAAUGAAACUUCUCUGAGAAACUGUUCAUCAAAUGUAUGGGGAUCACACGACUGUGGGCACCACGAAGAUGCUGGAGUCAUCUGCCAAUCUGUCCGGUUGGUGAAUGGUGACAACAUCUGUUCUGGAAGAGUUGAGGUUCUUCAUGACGGAGUUUGGGGAACUGUGUGUGAUGAUUUGUGGGAUCUAUCAGAUGCUGCAGUGGUGUGUCGAGAGCUGGGCUGUGGUACUUUUAUACAGGCAAAGAGCAAUGCAUAUUUUGGACAAGGUUCAGGACAAAUAUGGCUGGAUGACGUAGCGUGUAAAGGGAAUGAAACUACUCUGAGAAACUGUUCAUCAAAUGUAUGGGGAUCACACGACUGUGGGCACCACGAAGAUGCUGGAGUCAUCUGCCAAUUUAAUCUCUCAUCUGAUCCCUGCUACAUCUACACUGCUCUGGAUGAAACAAGGUUCACAAGAUAUUGCGAUAGAAGCGUCAGCUGGGUCGACUGGCAUCGCCUUUUCCUUAAUGGCCAUAACAUUCGAAUGGCAGAAGCAUGUGUGGAAAAAUAUACGUGUGGUGGUAAUGUUUCACUGUGGCUCAGUGGUGGACACCCAAAACCUGAGGAUGGAGUGGUCACCAGAGAUGUUUCUGGUUUUGUUGUUAGUGAUAACUGCUCCUUCAGAUCAUUUUCCAUCAGAGUCAAAGCCUGUUCAGGCAAUUAUUAUGUCUAUGAGUUUGUCAAAUCAACUUACUUCUGUUCAGCGUACUGUGCUGAUGUCAGCUGCAUUAACCAAACUGUCACAUCAGCGAUUACCACAUCAGGUGAUGUCUCCACGAGCAAACCCCACACAACUGUCACAUCAGUGAUCACUACAACAGAGGCACAGGUCUUCAUGGUUGGACCAAAUGUCACAUCAAAUAAAAUCCCUCGGCUCGACACAACAAAUGCAUCUGUGGACAUUGAUCUCAUUGGGAUUGCCAAGAAUAACAAUGGAAGAUCUGCUGUGGCGUUCAUGAGCUACACCACAAUGGAGAAUCUACUGAAGGCAGAAUUCUUCAACACAGCAGAUAACACAUCAGUUAAAACCAUGAUGUCCACUGUCAUCUCAGCUACUCUUCCAAAAACCACCAACAAACAGCUCACAAAACCAGUCAACUUCACCCUCAAACACAUCAGAGAGUUUGUGUCUGAAGGGAAUAUGUCGUGUGUGUACUGGAACAUCACUGAGUGGAUUGUAGAUGGUUGUUCUGUUAUAGACACAAACAGCAGCUACACUGUGUGUUCAUGUGUUCAUCUGUCAACAUUCGCUCUCAUCAUGCAAACCGGCGGCAGUUCAUCAUCAUCAUCAUCAUCACCGGCUGAUCAUCUGAUGGAAAUGUUGAAUUUAGUGGCUGUCUCGGUGGGUCUGGUGUUUAAUAGUUUGGCUCUGUUGACUUUUGCUUUCUGUCGAUGGAAACCUGGAGUGAACAAUGUGGCUCGAAUCAACCUCUGCAUCAGUCUGCUGUCGGCUCAUCUUCUGUUCUUACUCACACAACGCUUCCUCAAACUCAUCAAACCUCACCAGGUGUUGUGUGGUGUGCUGUCAGGAUUUCUUCACUUUCUCUUUCUCUCCUGCUUUGUGUGGAUGUUCAUUGAAGCUGUGCUGCUCUACGUCUGUGUGAAGAACCUAUCACAGAUCAGCUCCAGACAGAGGGCGGUGCUUAGCAGCAGAUUCUUGAUUGUGAUUGGAUAUGUGAUUGCUCUGGUUAUAGUGGGCGUGUCUGUUGGAUUGGUUCCUGAAGGCUAUGGCAGUGACAAAUGCUGGAUUAAACUGGACUUAAUCUGGAGUUUUCUGGGACCUGUUUGCGUCAUUCUCGCAAUAAACACAAUUCUCUUCAUCAGAAUCAUCAUCAGUCUGAACUCAACUCUCUCAAAGCUGAAUGCUGAAGUUUCAAGGAUGAAACAAACCAAGAUUAUGGUUUUUAAAACACUGGCUCAGUUUGUUGUUCUUGGUUGUCCCUGGAUUCUGGGUUUCUUCACUGAAGACAAUAAGAUGAUGGAGAUUCUCUUUGUGAUCCUGAACUCACAGCAAGGAACCUUCAUCUUCCUGAUCUACUGUCUCUUCGAUAAUAAGAUCAGAAAGCAGUUUUUCAAGUGGGGAGUUGGCUUUCCCUCACAACCAGGAACUCUCAGAACAAACAUCGAGGAUGACACUGAAUGAUUUUAUUUGUUGAAGAAAAAGAGCACUACACAUUUAACAUUUAACAGUGAUUUUACAUGAAACUAUUUACACUAAAAUGUACUCAAUUUUCAUGAAAGCUGUGAAAUCAAUAAAAUGUACUGUUUAAAUCGAAUGAGUAAAAAAAAGCAAAUCUGUUUCACUCAG
Triplophysa dalaica is the source of this 2388-nucleotide messenger RNA. Its product is annotated as adhesion G protein-coupled receptor E3-like. The record is from RefSeq and is a predicted model, not a curated record. NCBI's taxonomy places the organism in Eukaryota, Metazoa, Chordata, Actinopteri, Cypriniformes, Nemacheilidae. Gene Ontology annotation, cellular component: membrane. The transcript is spliced from 14 exons. Gene Ontology annotation, biological process: adenylate cyclase-activating G protein-coupled receptor signaling pathway; cell surface receptor signaling pathway. Gene Ontology annotation, molecular function: G protein-coupled receptor activity. Bases 565 to 2223 code for a protein of 552 amino acids.